AUGGGGACAGUGCCCUUAGAUGAUGAGGGUGAUGGCGACACUGCGCCGUGGACGUCCGAGGGAGUAGGAGCGGCGGGAGGAGGAGCAGAUGCAGUGAGGGCAGCAGCAGCAGCAGGAGCGGAUGGGGUGGGAGGAACGGAACGGGCAGCAGCAGGUGCGCGAGGUGGAGGAGCGGCAGGAGGGGGGGCAGCAGCAGAUGGGGCAGCAGCAGCAGCGGGGGAAGGUGGGGUGGAGGACGAUGGGGAGUGGCGGCCUAUUCGGCUGCGGAACGAGCGGGUGAAGCGGCAGAACAAGCUGGACGUGCUCACCAAGCGCGAGAUGUGCAUCCUCAAACGCGAGCGCCCAGGGCUCACCCACACCAAUAUCGUGCAGCUGCUGCAGAUUCGCUUCCCCGGGCUACGAAUGGAGCCGUCACACGUGACCAAAAUCUUAAAGGACGAGAGCCGCUGGUUUGACGACCGCAACGUGAAGUUUGUCAAGGGCAUGCGCGUGCGCAUGCCAGAGUGCUUCGCACUCGAGGAGGCCCUCGCCGCGUGGUACAAGGAGGAGCGCCUGCACGGCCGCAUUCCGCUCUCUGGAGUCUCUGGCAAGGCCCGGGAGCUCGGCCCUCAGUAUGGCGCCCCGGCAGAUUUCAAGUACAGCACUGGAUGGGUGAUGCGGUUUCUGGAGCGGUGGGGGUAUUCAAAGAAGCAUCUGGAUGCAGCAAGGGAAGCACACUUUCAGGAGGAGGAGGAAGGCGACGGGGAGGGCGAGGGGGGGGGCGGGGGUGCUGCUGCUGAGGGGCAGAAUCCCGGCCCUCCUCUUUUAGAGCUUGCUGAUCGGAUGUUCGGGCCAGAGAUUAGGGAGGCUGGGAGAGGUGGUAAGGGGCGGAGGAGGAGGAGGCAUAGCGAGUGGACUGCGGAUGGGCAUGAGGUGAUUGAAUUGGAGAGUGAGGGGGAUGAGGAGGGUGAGGAGGGGAGUGGGGAGGAAGGGGAUGAGGAGGGGGAUGAGAGGGAGGAGGAAUCGGAGGAGAGGGACGGUGAGGGUGGAUGGGAGGAAAUGGGACAGGUGGUGGAAACACAGGAGGGAAGGGAAGUGCAUGGCGAAGGGGGGGUGCGUGAGGGAGGGGGAGAGCAUGAAGGAGGGGCCACCAACCUAGCAGACCGCUCCCCUCGCCCUACCCUAGCAGAAUUAGCUCUAGCAGAGGCAAUAGCCGACGGCACGAUAUCAGAGGACGGGGGUGGGUCGCUCCGUUUUCUCGAGAGAGUGCCGUACUGCAACAUUCGCAAAAUGCUGUCCCACAGGGACUAUUACCUUCGGUCGCAGGACAUGGGAACCCGUUUCCGGUAUAGAAAGCCGAAAUACCCGGAAUUUGAGAGGGCGCUUGUGGAGUGGGUACAGGAGAUGAAGGGCAAGUUUGGGGAGGACGUUUUAGUCUAUGAGGAUGUGAAAGGGUAUGCGAAGCAGCUAGGGCCGCGCAUGGGCGUGCGGAAAACCUUUACUUACAGCCAUGGCUGGGUGGCGAGGUUUUUGCGUCGCCACGGGCUGAACCUCAAGAGUAUUAGGCGGGAUGUGGCGAAAGGGGGAGAGGCUGGGGCGGGUGGGGGCGGGAAUGGGGAGGGCGAGGGGGAGAGGGAGGCGGGGGAGGGGCAGGGGGAAGGGGAUGAGGUAGGGACGGAUGGAGAGAGGGGAGGUGUGACUACAGACGAUGGUGCUAGUACUGAUGGCGGCGGUGAGGGCGAGGGGAAUGAGGAAACGGGGGACGAGGAGGGAAGGGAGGAGGGAGGGGAGGCAGCAGGAGGGGAGGCAGCAGGAGGGGAGGCAGCAGGAGGGGAGGCAGCAGGAGGGGAGGCAGCAGGAGGGGAGGCAGCAGGAGGAGAGACUACAGCAGGGGAGGCAGCAGCGGGAAAAAAUGCAGAAAAGGCAGCAGGGGAAAAAAAUGCAGAAAAGGCAGCAGCAGCAAGGGAAGGAGACGAGUUAGCAGGGAGGAUCAUGGCUCUGAUUGAGAAGAUCAAGGCAGGCGAGCCGGUGGCCUUGCUGCAGGAAGAGGGGCUGUUGCCGCGGAAAGGAGGCAGGAAAGCAGGCAGGAAAGGAGGCAGGGGGGCUCUGAACCAAGACGGUAAUAACGAUGGGGGUAACGGUAGCGAUGGUGGUAACGGCGGUGGUGGUAACAGCGGUGGUGUGAAGCAACGCAUGCAGGUGCCUCUGCCGCUGAAGCUCGCUGCGUGUGCCGUGUACCGCGCCCGCCCCGACCUCCCCCACGUGAUCGUGCACCAGGCCCUGCAGAAGCGGUACAAUGUGAAGCUAGAGCGGUUGAAAGCGGCCAAAUUGCUGGGCAUGGAGGGGGUGAUGAGGGAGACGAUGCAGCGGGGCAUGGUGCGGGCGCGCAAGGGGAGAGAGGUGCAGUUAGAGGAGGCUCUUGCUAUGGCUAUACUGGCAUACGCCAAGCGCCUGGGCCCGCUUGUGGGCGUGUCCCCCUCGUUCCGCUACAGCACUGGGUGGCUGCGAUGCUUCCUGGAGCGCCACCAACUGGAAGCAUUCGUUGCUGGGAGGACUGGGCGAAAAGCAGGUGCUGCAGCAGGAGGGGAAACAGGGGAAGGAGGACCGGAGGCAGGAAUAGGGGGAGCAGCGGUGGGAGGAAUGGGUGGAGGAGAGGUGGGAGGGGCGGCAGGUGGGAGGGGAGGUGAGGGGGAGUGGGUACCGGAGGGGCUGAGGGGGAUUCUGGAUGAGACGUUUCAUGUGAGGCAGGAGGAGGUGAAUGCUCUUGUGAGGCUGGCUGACCGGCUGUGGCGGAGGAAAAUGCGGAUGAAACGGGGCCAAAAGGGGGGAGAGGAGGUUGAGGAGUCUGAGGAAGAUGAAUCGGAGGAAGAGAGGGGGAGAGGAAAGAGUGCGAGAGGGAGGAGUGGGGAUGGGAAUUGGGGGGAGGAUGGAGGGGACGAGGGGGGGGCGUAUGCGGGUGGUUAUAGUGACGACUCCGGUAGUGAUGGUGAUCGUGGUGGUGGUGGUGGUGGUUUUGGGGGUAUGGCAGAGCGAAGCACCCACUUCCCCCUCCCUGACUCGGGGGCCUCUAGUGGGGACGAGCAGGCAGGGCGGGGUGCGGGGGCGAGAUUCUCUCGCUCCCAGCAUCUUCAUUCCCUCUCAAACCUGCCUGGGGCGCGGGUGGUGCCUCCUUCUCUUGCUCCUGGUGGUGCAGGCACGAGGUGGGGUGGAGCAGCAGCAGCAGCACUCGUGCCCGCGCCUGUGACGACAGCAGAGGGGAUCCUAUCAGAGCUGGCAGACGUGCGUGUGGGGUCUCUGGCAGAAGCGCACCCGUCCCUGCUCUCCUCCUGGUCUCGCCUCUCUGCUGCCUCUCCUGCUGCCGCCGCUGGCGCUGUUGGUGCAGCUGGUGGUGCUGCUGGUGAUACUGGUGGGUUCCUAGGCGCUGCUGUUGGGGUAAUAGACGGUUUGGGGAGCAUGAUUGGCGGGAUGACUGGGGGGAGCGAGGCGGAGCUAAGACUGGCCCGGCGGCGCAGAGACAUGCUGUCCUCUGAUGCCUUUUAUAAGCGCUGGCAGGAGCAUGCGAGAUUGCGGCGAGAAGCGGGAGAGAAGGCUCAAAAGAUGUCUGAUGCGUUUUAUCAACGCUGGCAGGAGGCUGCGAGAUUGCGCCGAGAAGGGGGGUCGGAAGGGGGGGAGAGAGGAGGUGGCGAGGGAGGAGGGGAGGAGAGAGGUGCGGGAGAGGGAGCGGGGGCGGGAGAGGGAGCGGUGGCGGGAGAGGUAGGAGGAAGGGCGGUCGGAGUGGUGGGAGGGUCGGGAGGUGCAGGAGGAGGGAGUGGAGGUGGGGGGAGUGGUGGUGGGGGGAUUGGAGGUGGGGGGAUUGGAGGUGGGGGGAGUGGAGGUGGGGGGAGUGGAGGUGGGGGGAGUGCGGAGGGGGCGUGGGAGGUGGAUGAGGGGUGGCAGUGGUGGAUGCGGUCUGGUGUGGUGGGGGUGCGGCAGAUGGGGGAGGUGGUGGUGGGAAAGGGGGAUUCGGGGGAGCUGGGGUAG
Molecule: messenger RNA, 3999 nt
Organism: Closterium sp. Yama58-4
Lineage: Eukaryota; Viridiplantae; Streptophyta; Zygnematophyceae; Desmidiales; Closteriaceae
Source: the annotation of a GenBank genome assembly